Messenger RNA from Macrosiphum euphorbiae (potato aphid), 2127 nucleotides. Lineage: Eukaryota; Metazoa; Arthropoda; Insecta; Hemiptera; Aphididae. The record is from the annotation of a GenBank genome assembly.
AUGUUACGUAUAAAGAAAAUUUCUUCAAGUACUAGUAAAAGUACUAAGCUAAGAAUAAAAAAAAAAGCUCAACUUGAAGCAAGUGCUUUAUUAGAAGAAGCUUUUUCUAAACAAAAAUCUAAUAAUAAUAAUAAUCCUCAACUAAAUAAUUUUAUAUCAAUAUUUGAAACACAAAAUAAAAGUUUUAAUAAUAUUCCUGCCGUAGUUUACAAAAAUGAUAAUAUUAUUGAAAAAAACACUGAACAAGAAAUUCUUUCGAAAAAUAACUCAAGUGAUGAUGAUCUGUAUGAUAUGAUAGAAUCAAAUGUAAAAGUAACUUUUCAAGAUUUAAUUGCUGGUUGGGCACUUAAAAAUUGUGUACCUCAUUUAAUUUUGAAUGAAUUGUUAAAAAUAUUAAAAUCAAAUGGCCAUCCAGAUAUGUGUGUGGACUCACGGACAUUAUUAAAAACUCCUCCUCUUACAGUAUCAAGAAAUAUUUCUGGUGGCCAAUAUAUUCAUUUUAGCUUAACAUCUGAGAUUGUCCGUUUACUUAUUGACAGCCAAUUAUCAAAUAAAAUUCCAAAUACUCUACAAUUGAUGGUAGGGAUAGAUGGUUUGCCUAUAUCCCGUAGUACUCAAAGUGAAAUUUGGCCAAUUUUAGGAUAUUUUUCUAACAUACCAGGUAAACAAGUUUUUGCUAUUGGAGCUUUCCAUGGACAAUCAAAACCAAAAGAUUGUAAUGAAUUUUUACAUGAUUUUGUUGAAGAAAUAAUACCAUUAAUAAAUGUUGGAAUAGUGUACAAUAAUAAACAUGUCAAAAUUGUAUUACAUGGCAUUAUAUGUGAUGCUCCGGCCAAGUCGUUCGUCCUAAAUACAUUGGGCCAUACUGGAAAAGUAAGCUGUUCUAAGUGUACUAUUGAAGGAAUCUGGCUGAGUAAAGCAUGUUUCCCUAUAAUUGAUGCCCCACUUAGGACUGAUGAAAGUUUUAGAAAAUAUGAAGAUUCAAGAUAUCACAAUGGACCUACAAUUUUAGUCAAUAUACCUAAGUUUUCAAUAGUUGAGUCUUGUAUUAUUGAUUACAUGCACUUAAUUUGUGAAGGAGUUGUACUAAAAAUUGUAAAUUUAUGGAUAACUGGUGUUAAUAAAAAUCCAACAAAAUUACCCGAUAAUUUAAUACAGGUUGUUAAUAAAAGACUUAAUCGUUUAGCCACAUACAUCCCACUUGAAUUUCAACGUAAACAAACAGAAAAUUCCAGAAUGCAUCCUUUUUCUCAAGCAUCACGUUGGAAAGCAACUGAGUCACGGCAAUUUUUACUGUAUACUUCUGUAAUAUGCAUUAAAGGAGUAGUUUCAGAUGACAUAUAUAAUAAUUUUAUAGUACUAUGCGUGGCGAUGAGAAUUUUACUUUCGCCUUCAAUGCACAAAACUUUUAACGAAUAUGCAAAUCAACUUUUAAGAUAUUUUGUAUCAACAUUUCGUACUUUAUAUGGCAUCCAACAUAUGACAUACAAUAUUCACGGUCUUAUUCACUUAGCUAAGGAAGCCUUAAAGUAUGAUGAGUUAGAUCAGUGCUCAGCAUUUCCUUUUGAAAGUUUUAUGCAACCACUUAAAAAGGAUAUUAGAUCUCCUGUUAAACCACUACAGCAACUAGCUAGGAGAUAUAUGGAAAGAAGAAAUUUUUAUGAUAAAAUUGCUUUAACCAAACAUGAUAUUUCUGAUGAAAACCAAUUGAAUGGUGAUAUACAAUUAUUAGGAAAACCCAUGUUUAAAAAUGGAGGUCCUUUAACUUCAAUAACUAAAUAUCCACAAUAUAAACGAGUAAAAACAACCAAUUUUACAAUAGGAACAAAUAUGCAAGACUGUUGUGUUCAAAUGGACAAUAAAGAUAUAGUGAUUAUUGAAUCUAUUGCUACUUCCAUAUUUAGUGAUUCCGAAGUAGUUAUUGUUGGAAGAAAGUAUAAAACAUUAUGUAACAUUUUUGAUUCACCAUGUGAAUCUAAAUUUUUAGAUAUGUAUUCUGUUUCAAACUUAGAAAUGUUAAAUGUUUGGCCGUUAUCUAAAAUAGAAAAAAAAAUGAUUUGUUUUAGAUCAAACCUAUCUCACUCUCAAAAUACCGAUAUAGUGAUGCCUCUUAUACAUCAUACAUAA